UCCCCUCACUCUCUCCCACGUCCCUCUCUUGCUCUUUUUCUUCCACCUGGUUUCACCACCUCAAAAACCACCGCCCCCUUUCAGAAACAAAGAGUGAAAGCUAGAAAGAAAAGCGUAUCAAGGAGAGGAAGAGGAAGAAGAAGAAGGAAGCAAAGAGGGUGCUGCCAAUUUCCGUCCAGCAGCAGGACAGCCUGUGAGAAGGACGAUUUCGGACAAUCAAGCCGUUGGAUCGUCCUGAGAUUUGUAGGUUGGGUUUCAUACUUCUUUGGAUACGAUUUGACCGUUGGGAUCAUCGAUAUGAUCUCUGGUUCAUCGAGGAAAGUCGCUGGACAGAAGGGGUGCGAUACUGUUUUUCUGUAG
Molecule: messenger RNA, 360 nt
Organism: Linum tenue
Lineage: Eukaryota; Viridiplantae; Streptophyta; Magnoliopsida; Malpighiales; Linaceae
Source: the annotation of a GenBank genome assembly